Polypterus senegalus (gray bichir) is the source of this 7144-nucleotide messenger RNA. RefSeq lists its product as uncharacterized. Gene Ontology annotation, biological process: cell-cell adhesion. Gene Ontology annotation, molecular function: protein binding. Lineage: Eukaryota; Metazoa; Chordata; Cladistia; Polypteriformes; Polypteridae. The record is from RefSeq and is a predicted model, not a curated record. The transcript has 22 exons. Bases 326 to 6940 code for a protein of 2204 amino acids.
GCGGAGUAACAAGAGUAACGCCAACCAUUGCUACGCAUGUGGCUUUAUCCUGCAGACAACAAGAGUUUAAAACUAGCAGUCUGCCUCACUGCUAGCUUUUCCGAGGAGCGAUAGCGACCUGUUGUGAAGGUUUGAAGCUGGGUUGUAAAUGCGUAUAGUCGUCGCAAUGAUGUGGAGGCUAUGGUGAUCUUCCCAAGUCAUACCCAGGUUUCUGUUGCACCUUUUGGGAAGGCAGAUAUCUACCACCGGAAUCUGACUACCUCACCUCUCACCCUGCCUGGCCAUGACAAGAAGUUACCUGGUAUAGGCCGGGUGAGGCUGGGAUAUGGGAUUGGUUCGAUUUAGCAUUUCCAGUUUUGUUGUUGGAGCAGCCAUCUGUUUUUUAGGUUCAGCACUGGGUGUUGAUACAUUGGUUCGUUCAAGAGUGGGAGGUUCAGCUGUUUUAGGUUGUGAUCUAACUCCUGCUGUAGCUGUGAACACCACACCUCAGCUUUUCCCCCUUCAUGUCAUUGAGUGGGUACGGCUAGGUUUUCCAGUGCCCAUUUUAAUCAAGUUUGGAGUGUACACACCUCGUGUUCAUCCAAGUUACCGAGGGAGGGUGUUCCUUGAAGGUAGUGCAUCUCUUCGUAUAGAGGCGCUACGCUUAGAAGAUGAAGGCUGGUUCGAGUGCCGAAUUCUUUUUCUGGACAGAGAAAUGGAUGAAUUCCAGAAUGGCACCUGGACCUUCCUGUCCAUCAUAGCUCCUCCUGUGUUCGUCAAGACUCCACCCACAAAAGUAGAAGUUCUGGAAGGUGCCUUUCUAUCCUUGACUUGUGCUGCAGAAGGCAAUCCUCGACCUGUCAUAUCAUGGAGCAAGGAAAACCGCGCAUUAGAGAAGAGCGACAGACAAGAGGUUUACAAUGGAACUGUAUCCUUGUAUUCUGUAAAAAGAAGCACUGCUGGAGCAUAUAAGUGCCAAGCAUCCAAUGAAGCUGGAAACAUAACACACUCUACUGAGCUACUGGUACAAGGUGCUCCAGUAAUAGUUCUGCAGCCUGAAGAUCUCACUCUGAACAUAUCCCAGGAUGCUAUGCUCCAGUGCCAUGCUGAAGCCUAUCCUUCCAACUUAACAUAUCUGUGGUGGAAGCACAAUGAGAACGUCUUUCACAUGGACUCACUGAAGACCAGAGUUAAGAUUUUAGUUGAUGGAACUCUACUUAUACAGAGGGUCGCCCCAGAUGAUACUGGAAACUACACCUGCAUGCCAACCAAUGGCAUCCUUACUCCACCUACUGCUUCUGCUUUCAUCACUGUUCUCCACCCAGCUCAAGUCAUCAACAUGCCUGAAGAAACCUAUUUGCCAAUGGGGAUGAAAGGGGAGAUCACAUGUCCAGUCAGGGCAAACCCACCCAUGAUGUUUGUGAAUUGGACAAAAAAUGGAGAACCACUAGAUACGGAGUCGCUUCCAGGUUGGUCUGUGAGUGAAGAUGGAACAAUUUUCAUUGCAACUUCCAAUGAGGAUACCCUUGGUCUCUACCGCUGCACCCCUUACAAUAGCUAUGGUACAAUGGGUGAAUCAGGGCCAACCAGAGUUAUCCUGCAGGAUCCACCUACUUUUCGUAUCACUCCUCGAGCUGAAUAUCUACAGGAAGUAGGAAGAGAUCUUAUCCUGUCCUGUGCAGCCAACGGGGACCCUCCUGCCAACAUAACAUGGACAAAGGUUGGCAUUACUCCAAAGUCUCCAUUUCAUGUAGCUCUCAAUGGGUCUCUUAUUCUCAGCCCCCUUGCCAAAGAUCACCAAGGACUUUGGGAGUGUCUGGCCAGGAACAGGGUGGCAUCUGUCUCUGUCCAAAGUGCUGUGUAUGUGCUUGGUACCAGCCCUCAUGUUGUUUCUGCAGUGUCAGUGGCUCCUGGAGUGGGUAGUGCCAAUAUCUCUUGGGAGCCCGGAUUUGAUGGGGGGUACACUCAGAGGUUCAGUGUAUGGAUGAAGAGGGCAUCCCGUGGUAAACAUGAAUGGACUUCACUCCCAGUGCCACCUCCUCAAAACUAUUUGCUGCUUUCCAAUUUACUACCAGACAUGGCUUACCAGUUCUGUGUUCUGUCUCAGAAUAAACUAGGCAGUGGUCCUUUUAGUGAAAUUGUGACAGUGCUCACACUGCCCCUACCCCAAACUGACCCACCUCAACAGGAAAGUGACAUGUCUUCACUUGGUCCACCAACAUCUUUGUCCAUCAAUCAGAGCUCCAUUGGGCUUGUGUUAAGGUGGAUGCUACCUUUUUUCCAUCUGUCGUCUGUCAAGGGUUUUAUUCUUGAGUCCAAGAGAGAAAGAGGGGAAUGGUCUGUACUUGAAGAUUUCAUUGCAGCCAAUCAAACAGAAAUAUUGGUUCAAGGGCUACUUAAGAAUUAUAACUAUGAGCUGCGUAUGCUAACCAUGGGUGAUGAUGCAAUUAGUGAACCAAGUGAAUCCAUCAACAUCUCAACUGUAGGACUGGACAUGUACCCCUCCCGGACAACUUUGUCUGAACUCCUUCCUGAGCCACUGCUAGCUGGUGUCAUUGGUGGAACGUGCUUCUUGCUUGUCGCAGUUGUUUUGUCCAUAGUGACAGCCUGUGCCAUGAAUCGGCGCAGAGAGAGACGCCGGAGAAAACGGAGAGAUGAUCUCCCACUCGCAUUUCAGAAGAGCCUGUCUCCACAAGCUGGCUCGUUUGCUGACAGCCCAGACAGCAUCAUGAAGUUCAAACUUCGCCCCUUUCUCUUUGGCAGUGCCUCAGAUUAUGCUUCUCUUGAGAAGAGCGGCAAAACCAGCCAGGAACCGCAGAAACGACAGCUACUCUGCAAUCCACUACCCAAAUACACUCUUUUUGAGAGUCACUUGGGUGGCAUGUCUUCUCCAACCUCUCCCAUCGAACCCAUUUCUAGAGGUCCUGAUGGUAGGUUUAUUGUGCAGCCAGAAUGCAUAUCUCCUCCGGAGGUGAAGAAAAAUCUGAUAAAGGAUUUUCCACAGCUCAAUGGGACUUCAGCCACUGAGGCUGAUUUUGACAAUGAACAAUUUGAAGUAAUAUCUAAAAAGUCUUCAAAAGACUGCUCCUAUGACUGCAGCAGUGUGGAGCAAAUCAAACCUGGUCAUGUAGAGAAGAGUAUCAACUGCUUGACAACGAAUGAAAAGGACUUUUUUUCCUUUCCUGUAAGCAAACUCGAAAACAGUUUUGAUAGUAGAGAAAGCUAUAGUUCUUGGGCUAAAGAACAAGUCAGAUAUUCUCAGCACAACGGUGGUUUGUACACCAGAGAGGAGCAGAAUACAGAGAGAGAUUGGAGGAAGUAUGCAGUAACAUAUGAGGCUGAGAAACAGGGUAAAGACAUAAAAAGAAGUUGCUUAAAUGACACAGAAAUUAAUACAAAAAAACACCGUUCAACCAAAAGUGACAGCCUUCGCUAUGCAUAUGAAGAUCAGUAUACAACUGAGGGGGAUCUAUCACAAAGUACACAGGGUAGGAUUGUGGAUUUUGAAAAUUCUCUGAGAAGACAAACAAAUAAAGACUUCUGUAAGGGUUAUGUACCAUUUAGUAUAUCCCGUGAAGAAGCAGCUUUGCAGAAAGACAGACUACAGUAUCUGCCUGGUGCAGAAUCUCAGAAUGUUAUAACCAAGGACAUUGCAAUGCUUGAUUCAAACUAUUGUUCACCUCAUCCAUCAAAAACACUUUGGUUCCACCAGUCUUCACAGCUAAAGAAAGAAAAAUACAGCUCUGAAGAAUCAGGGGAGAAGGAAAAAGCUGCCAUGUUCAAUCACACUUCUUUAACAAGAGGGGAUGCCAAACUGACCAGAAGAGAGAUGGAAGAAAAAGCACCAGAGAAGAAUCCAGUGGACCGGGAGAGGCGUAUAACAAAUGCUAGUAUCUUAGUCUCUGAGAUGGAAAAAGAAAGUGACCAGAAAAGAGAGAAAGACAGCUUGAAUACAUAUUUUAAACAUGCUAAAGAGAGAGAUUCAGAGAAGAGAAAAGACAGAAUCCUUAGUCAUCAGCAGAGCCCAGAGGGAACAAAAGAGCAGGACAAGCAACUUGAAGAAGCAAUAUGGCAACCACAAUCAGUGUUGUUAAGGUCCAAGAGCCGUUCCUCUGCACUUAAUGCUCAAAAGCACAGCUUUCGCAGGGGCUGCUAUUUUGGUAACACAAGCAGCCCUUUGAGCCACACCUCCUCUGCCUCCUACAUCCAAUGGGAUGUCAGUCCUGUAACAUCUGUAACCAAUCUGCUGCCAGUAGAAAGAAACCCAUUUGUAUGGAAUGACUGUAAAGGGGCUAAACAUGGGGUUAAACAUGCAGCCUCUGAAUGUUUUCUUUCUCCAAACAAUGCCAGCUCGUCUCUAUUCUCUGGUGAUUUAAAAGAGACAAAAGCAGUAUACCCAGAGAAACUGGGGUGCACAAAAAGAGAAAAUGAUACAGGGAGCAGGGAAAUGGAUGACAAGAUUUUGAGGCAGUCCCUACAGGCGGCUGAAGAGCAAAUCCACACUGACGAAGGAGAAGAAGCAAGUGACGGGGAAGCAGAUGUACAUUCCUUAGAUUCAACAGUUAUAUGCAGGGCAGAAGUGUUUGAAGGAGAAGAGAAAGAGGUGACAAAUAGGGAUGAAUAUUUGUGUAAUGCUACAGCCAUAGCUAUGAAUGAAAAUGGAGGAAGAGUAAAUGAAGGUAAUAACUACUCCUCUGCUGGUGGAAAAUCUGAAACUUCCUUUCAGUUUAAUUCCAGUAAAACGGAGAAGAUGGGUAUGGAUACAGUAAAGGUUGAAAAAAUAGCAAAUAACACUGCUGAAGAAAAGAGCACUCAGAAUGGAGCAAGAUCUAAGCAGCCAACAUCAGAAAGUAAGGAUAAUGUUCAGCUAGAAAGUGAGGUUGAGAUGAAGAGCAGUGACCACUGUGUAACCACAGCACUCUUAUCCACCAGUAUUGAAAAAGAAGGUGUCCGUGCCCGUUCUAGAAAAAGUGAAAAAUAUGAAUUCAAUGACAGUUCAGCUGGCUUGUCUUCUGUGACUUUCUUUCAGGACAAUGAUGGAGAAGAUGAGCAGUCUAAUUUGUCUAUAUGCAAAUCUCCUGUUACAUUGAAAACCGGAAUGCUGAAUCGAAAAUCCCCAUCACCAGUCAAUACUUCACAGCAGCAUUCCUUGUCUUUGCUGUAUACAAGCAGCAUUUUGGAAUAUUUGAGUUUACCAGGUUUUAUUGAAAUGAGUGUUGAUGAACCCAUGGAUCAAACUGAAGUCACAGACACAGAUGUUUGUGCCCCAGAGUCAAAGGACAAGAAUGAAGCCAGUUCAGGAAUGAAACAUUCACAGGAAUCUUUAGAAACAUGCAAAGCAUCACACUCAUGCCAAAAGCAGCAAGGCUUUUCAAAUGGCACAUCUGGUUUAGCCUCAGAAGUUACGUUGAACUUGAGUGACUUUCAUACUUCAUUGGCUCAGAAACCUGACCUUACUAUAGAUACUCCUGGAUUUGAAAUAGAGACAAAACAUACCCCAGAUUUGGGGUUGGGUGAACAUAGAGCAUAUAAAAGUUCUGAAAAUGACUUAUCAGUGAGCAUGGAUUUGGUUAAAAAAGAACUGCAGGCCUCACAAGAGACACUUGGAAGUUCUUUAGCUGGAAAGCCAGGAAACAUCUCCAGGAGGAUUGAUCUAAAGAGCCCUCCAGAACCUCUCAAAGACAGAAAUGUUCAUGUAGCUCCAAAACCUGACAACUUAUUUAAACAUAAACCAGAUCUUAUUAAGAGCCUGGACUGUAAAAGAGCCAAUUUUUCUUAUCAACGUCAGCCAUGCCCUAGGCCUUUCCUAAACCAGUCUCAAGUUUUAGAAGGUUCAGCUUCUGAAUCUCAUGGUUCUGAGCAAUUCCUUAGAAAAUCUCAUAGUUUAGGAGCUCAGUGGUGGAAGCAGUGUGAAAGCACAAGGCCUUCCACCUCUCAGAGCUGUGGAUAUUUACUACAGCACACUCGUGAUUAUAGUCGAAAUGCUCUGGAAAAAUCGGGUUCAUCUCCAAAAGGAAAGUCCAGCUCAGAAACUCUCCAGGUGAAUACUUGGAAACAUUCUGCACUGACAUUGCCCAGAUCAACAGGGCCUAGUCAGUUAAUGAAAAACAUGUCCGCCUCAAGGUUGAUGGAUGUUGAAAGUUCAAACACACUAUCUUGUGAAAGAGCCAAGUGGAUGAGACCAAAGCAAAAUGCCUCAGGAGAAACAAGUGGGAAAACAGAAUUUCUGAGACCACCUGAACUUAAAAAGGGACCACUAAGGGCUUAUUUGCCAAGAGGAUACAGCUGGCCAUCACCCUAUCAUUGUUCCAUUGGAUUUAGGACACCAGUACAUGAAACAAGCAAAGUGGAUGAAACUGAGAGGGAAACUGAUGUAUUAAUUAAAGACUUGAAAGAUGUGAAAGAAGCCAGAGCAAGCAUUGCCAGUCAGAGCAGUGGACGAGGAAGCAUGGGCACAUCUUUUUCUCAUUCACUCCCCCGAGGUUCCCUUUCUCUUUCUCCUUCUUUACCUGGCUCUCCUGAAACUACUCAGUGUACAGACAAUGAGACAGAGAAUGAGUCUCACAAGGCAAUGGUAGUGGACAGCAACGUGCUGGAGAACAGGACUCAAAAAAGACGUGAUACUUCAGUAGAUGAAAGCUAUGAGUGGGACUCAACUGAAUUUUCUGUUGAAUCAGACAUUCUUGAAGCUUUGAAAAUAUACAAAGGCAAUAGCAGAAGAGAAGAACGAGUCCAAGAGAGAAGGAAAGAGCGUCCCCGAUCUACCAUUGCACUGAGAGAGCUGGAAAGUAAAGGUCUGCUCAGUCCAUUGGCCUCAGGUAGUUCAUCUACGUACAGGGUCCCUGUGCACUCCUUGAGUGAGGCUCGUUUCAAUGCACUGAGGCUUGAAUUUCAGGAAUACCGCAAGGCACAGGAAGCCGAAUGUAAGACAGCAUCUGACCAGGAAGCCACACUUCUAUGAGACCCAGCAGACCACAAGACCAAGACAGAUCAACAUUCAACCCUUCAGCCAGUUACUGGACCCUAAGGAGAAACCCGCUGAGUGCAAUAAACCAGAGCUGGAAAGACAAAUCAGCUGGAAUAAGAGCCUAGUCAUUUUCAGGUUAUUAUUUGUACCAAAAAUCAACAGCCCUGAGACCAAAUUGCUCACAUUAAGGGGAAAAUU